Molecule: messenger RNA, 560 nt
Organism: Rubroshorea leprosula
Lineage: Eukaryota; Viridiplantae; Streptophyta; Magnoliopsida; Malvales; Dipterocarpaceae
Source: the annotation of a GenBank genome assembly
CUUCACGUUAAUUUUCCUGAAUCGAAAGAAAGCCACCAUCAUGGCUUCAACACUAGUGGAGGCGACUCGAUCCGCACAUGAGGAGGUGGAGAGGCUGGAGCUACUCAUAGUCCAGUGCCUUGAAGACACCGACCCACUAACUAGCCGGAAACACCGCUCGAUUCGGAACCAUAGGGUACGCCAGAGGAUCGAUUCUAUUACCUCCACCGCCAACAGACUCAUGGAUACUUACGAAGAUAAAGAUAAUGCGAGAAAGGAAGAGAUUGCGGCACUUGGAACAGACGGGUUUUGUGCUUUCUAUGGUAGGUUGAAAUAGAUUCGUGAGUACCAUAGAAAGCAUCCGGCUUCUCAUGAUGCUAAUGCAGGCUAUGAUCGGUACGAGGCAUUGCCGGUCAUCAAAUUUACUGGAGAGGAGGGUUUUGGCCGGUAUCUAGACUUGCAUGCACUAUACAAGCAAUACAUCAACUCUAAAUUUGGCAAACCAAUUGAUACGCUGCUUACUUUGGGCAAAAGGCUACUUUUAGUUUUAGCCUUUAUCUCAAUAAAUCUAGAGGUUUUAG